Messenger RNA from Mercenaria mercenaria, 2299 nucleotides. RefSeq lists its product as uncharacterized. The transcript has a single exon. The record is from RefSeq and is a predicted model, not a curated record. NCBI's taxonomy places the organism in Eukaryota, Metazoa, Mollusca, Bivalvia, Venerida, Veneridae. The coding region runs from base 1 to 2046 and encodes 681 amino acids.
AUGUCAAAGUCAAUCAGUUGUUGCCUAUGCAAAAAGAGGUGUAAACCCAACAGCAGGAGGCGACUUCUUGACGAAAAACUGAAAAAAUACGCUAGUAAAUGUCUCACAAGACCCAUUGGAGACGAAGAAUAUAUUUGUGGCGCCUGUUUUAGUGUCUAUGCUAAAACGAAGACAGGGCAACCUAUUCAAAGAACAGGGAAUAGGCACGUGGAAAAUCCUCUGAACAGCCCGAAAAACGUAUUAUUGAAAUUACCGGUGUCAGCCCGUUCACACAAGACCUGUAUAGUCUGUAAGAAGAAUGCUACUACAAAAAAUAAAAUCAUUAGAAUUCCAUCUUCAGCUAUUGCUCAAGCUUUUGUUGAAAAGUUCAUUUUUGUAGACUUUAAGAACAGGUGCUGUGCCUCACAUCUUGAAAAUGGUCAUUUCACACAGGAAUCAUUAAAUGCCCUAAAAGAAAAUAAAUUGGCUGAUCGACUUUCAAGGACUGACAUUCUACAUCUUCUAAAAAAUGUACGGACAUUUAUGUUGCAGUCAAAGUUCCUGAACUUUGACUGCACAUAUAACAUGUCAGAUGAUGACUUCCACACAUUGACUGGAAUUUCAAAAGGCCAGUUUGAAGAUUUGGUAAAACAUGUUGAUAAACUUCGUGAUACAGAAGUUCGUACUGCAAGAAAUUGCAUCGGUAUAUUUUUGGUCAAGUUGAGAACAGGCUUGUCAAACAAGCUUCUGUCAGUACUCUUCGGAAUUACACCUGCUCAAAUACAAAGGUCUAUUACAUCAGCAAGGUUAGAUCUAAUGGAGUCCUUUGUUCCAGAAAACAUUGGUUUUGAGCAUAUCUCACAUUCACAAUUUUGUGAAAAUCAUACUACACCUAUUGCGAAGGAACUUUUUACAAAUGCAGAUGAUCAAGCAGUACUUGUUAUGGAUGGCACUUAUAUUUAUGUUCAAAAAAGCUCGAAUUAUGAAUUUCAACGUAGAUCGUACUCGAUGCAUAAACACAGGCCUUUAGUGAAACCAAUGGUAAUAGUUGGCACAGAUGGUUAUAUCUUAGCAAUUCUGGGCCCCUACUUUUCAGAUGGAAAAAACAAUGAUGCCAGUAUAACUAAACACAUGAUGGCAACUAAUGAAGGAAAUAUUGAUGAUUGGGUGAAAGAAAAUGACACAUGUAUUGUUGACAGAGGUUUUAGGGACAGUAUAGAAUUUCUGGAGGAGAGAGGUAUUCAAGUGCAUAUGCCAAGUUUUUUAAAGAAGGGGCAAAAACAGCACAGUUGCGAAGAAGCAAAUCAAAAUCGGCUUAUAACAAAGGUGAGAUGGGUGGUUGAAAGUGCCAAUGGCAGACUUAAACAAUUCAAACUUUUGGAUAAAGUAAUAAGCAAUAACACAAUUCCUUUCAUAACAGAUUAUUUGCAAAUUACUGGUGCAUUGAUUAACAAAUAUAGAAGACCUUUCAGCCAAGACCAACCAGAAUCUGCAGAUAUUGCGCGAAAAAUGUUAAUUCGUUCUAGAAGAAGUAAUGACCUGUUGGAACGUCUUCAGGAAACUGGAAUGCUUACCAAAAGGGUUGUUUAUUCUUUGGUAGAAUCAAAAGAUGAAUGUCUAGACUGCUUUCCUAGAAUUACUUAUGACCAGCUAAGGGACAUUACACUAGGUGUGUACCAAUUGAAGCAAGCCCCUUACUACACAAGAGAACAUAUGGAAGAUGGAGAUUAUCUACUGUACGUGCAUAAGGAAGAGAAAGAACUACUGAAGUUUAAAAUACAAUCCAGGCAUUCCAACAGUAUGGAACACUCCUUGUGGAUACUGUUCGAACCAAAUCCAGAUGACCCUAUUCAAGGAUGGUAUUGCACAUGCAAAGUUGGUGCAAGGGUAGUAGGGUGUUGUGCACAUGUUGCGAGUGUCAUUUGGUACCUGGGCUAUUUUCGAUUCAGAAGUUUAGAAAUUCCCGGGAGAAAUUAUUCUCUUCUUGAUGCUGGUAAUAUUCCUGAAGAUGAGUCCGAAUCAGAUAUAUCGAGCGAAGAAGAAACAGGAUCAGGGGAAGAGGAGUGAAGAACGAGAAUUUUCGAGAAAUUCUUACCGCCUAGCUAACUGGAAGACUUGACAGAAGUUUGGUAUCAAUGUUCAUUUUCAUAUACAGAAAUUAUAUAUUUACACGCAUCAAAUCUAGGAUAUUUCUGAAAAAUGUAAGAGUUCUAUAGACUACUUCAAACAGGUCAUUACUUCUUCUGUCUUGAGAAGAAUUAGCUUUUUACAUUGUACUUUUAGGUCUGAUUAAUACAAUAGGGUUAUUACAAUAGUAACU